UAUAUUUAAAAAAUGAAUAAAAUAUUUAUUGUUUUAUCAUUAUUAUUUUUAGUUCAAUCAGCAUAUUCAAUUAUGUUUGAAGUUAGAGCAGCUGAUGAAAAAUGUAUUGUAGAAGAGUUUAGACAAGAUACUUUAGUCAAUGGCAAUUUUGAAGUUUCAGAUAAAUUAUCAAGAAACAUGGCUUUCCCAUAUGAAGUUGUUAUGUCAAGCAUGCAAAUGAAAUUUUAUGUACGUGGUCCAACUGGUGAUAUGAUUUCAGUUAACCAUGAUGCUACUAAAGGUGUUAUUGCUUUUAAUGCUCAAGAACCAGGUGACUAUUCAUUCUGUUUCUUAGAUAACUACAGACCAGGCGCUCAAGCUAUGCCAUUAAGCAGAACUGUUUCAUUAUCGAUUAAAACUGGAGUUGAAGCAAACGAUUAUUCAGAUGUUAUCACCAAAGGUCAAUUAAAACCAUCAGAAAUUGAACUUAAAAAAAUUGAAGAUGUUGUUGAUGCAAUCAAAACUGAAAUUUUAUAUAUGAAAAAUAGAGAAGAAACUAUGAGAAAUACUAACGAAUCAACCAAUUCAAGAGUUGCAAAUUUAUCAAUCUUUUGUUUCUUUGUUUUAAUUGCAAGUGCAUUUUUCCAAAUCUCAUAUCUCAAAAAAUACUUUAAACAAAAGAAAUUAAUUUAAAUUAAAUUUUUAAAUAAUAAAAUAUAAAUUUAUAAAAAUG
This is a messenger RNA of Dictyostelium purpureum, 712 nucleotides long. RefSeq lists its product as uncharacterized. The record is from RefSeq and is a predicted model, not a curated record. Gene Ontology annotation, cellular component: endoplasmic reticulum-Golgi intermediate compartment; endoplasmic reticulum; Golgi apparatus. The transcript has 3 exons. The coding region runs from base 13 to 672 and encodes 219 amino acids. Gene Ontology annotation, biological process: intracellular protein transport; Golgi organization; endoplasmic reticulum to Golgi vesicle-mediated transport. NCBI's taxonomy places the organism in Eukaryota, Evosea, Eumycetozoa, Dictyosteliales, Dictyosteliaceae.